CAGCCAGCUGAUUCGAAAAAGAAAACAACAACAAUUCGGAUGGAUUCCUAAGUUUGAAUGGAGGAAAUCAAGCACCGGAAGUUCCGGGGGAAGAACUACACACCCGAGGACGAGAAGGUCCUCCUGGAGCUCGUGGCGGAGGAGAAGGCCGUGAUCCAGGACCCAAAGUCGGAUGCCGGGGCGUGGUCAAGGAAGCAGCGGGUUUGGCGGGACAUUGAGGAGCGGUUUUACUUGAGGACCGGAAACCGUCGGGAUUACAAGGCUCUGCGGGAAAAGUUCAUCACCCUGAAGCGCCAGUGCAGGGCCGAUCUGAGGGAAAAGAACAUUAAAGAGCCCAAAAAGGGCGCCGUCACGGAGUUGAUAGUCUCCAUGAUCCAUGCAGAUUCGGAAAAGUCCUCGAAGGAAAAGCCAAAGGCGAAACAGCCAGUGGAGGACAGCUGCACGGAAAUAGAUACUAGUAACAUAAAAACCGAAUUAAUCGGCGAUUUCAUUCGAGACCGCAACUAUGAUGAUGAUAACGACGUUGGAGAUUCGAUCUCAUUCCAUGAUGACACUCUUGCCGCGGAACCAGCAACUUCCAGUUCUGGCUGGUCCGAAAAAAUGAUGCCAGAAAGGGGGAAGGAAGCCCCAGAGGGAAUAAUAGAGGAGCAGAAAUUCAAUCUGAUCCUGCUGCAACAGGAGUUUCUCAGAACAAAAACGUUGCAGUUAAAGGAAAUGCAUGAGAUGGUCAUGGAGGAAAAAAGGAUAAAGCUUAACCAAGAAGUUCGAGAAGGAAAACUUCGCAUAGAGCUCUUGGAGCUGGAUAAGUUGGAGAGAAAAGCAAAACUUAACAUUAAAACAUAGUCAAAUAGAAAACAUAAAUAAACAGUAGUUAUUAAAUUUUUAAAUGAUCA
This is a messenger RNA of Drosophila suzukii, 893 nucleotides long. RefSeq lists its product as uncharacterized. Lineage: Eukaryota; Metazoa; Arthropoda; Insecta; Diptera; Drosophilidae. The record is from RefSeq and is a predicted model, not a curated record.